AUGGGGCAAUUCUUGGCGCACAAGACGCACCGCUGUCUCUCCGUGCUCUCGUUGCUGCUCCUUGCAGCAAUCCUUGCGUCAGGUACUGACCUGGAUCCUCGUGAUCCCACGAACACGGCAGCAGCAUCGCAGCCGCCAGAGGUGACUGGGAAGCAGGAGAAGGACGUGACGCAGCUACAGAUAGGCGUGAAGUUCAAGCCCAAAAAGUGUGGUGCGACAGCUCACCUCAAUGACCGAGUGAAGGUUCACUACAGGGGCUUCUUGACGGACGGCCGGCAGUUUGACAACACACACGACCUGGACAAACCGGUGGAAUUCCGAAUCGGUGCAGGCAGCGUGAUAAAAGGUUGGGAGAACGGCGUGUUGGGCAUGUGCCUGGGGGAGAAGCGCAAGCUCAAGAUCCCGCCGCACCUUGGGUACGGCGACGAAGGCCACGUGUACGGCAUUCCACCGGGCGCGACGAUCAUCUUCGACGUGCAGCUCGUGGGGCUGGAGAUAGCGCGGAAGAAGCGGUCCCGCGCGACGGCUUAA
Molecule: messenger RNA, 531 nt
Organism: Closterium sp. Naga37s-1
Lineage: Eukaryota; Viridiplantae; Streptophyta; Zygnematophyceae; Desmidiales; Closteriaceae
Source: the annotation of a GenBank genome assembly